Molecule: messenger RNA, 801 nt
Organism: Vicia faba (fava bean)
Lineage: Eukaryota; Viridiplantae; Streptophyta; Magnoliopsida; Fabales; Fabaceae
Source: the annotation of a GenBank genome assembly
AUGAGAGUUUCAUCACAAAACUCAGAAACCGAGAGCACCUCAAAUUCAUCACCAUCAACAACAAAUUCAAACUCAAUUCAAGACCAAGAUUCCAACAACAACAUCAACAACCUUAAACGCAACCGCGACUCCAACAAACACCCCGUCUACCGAGGCGUUCGCAUGAGAAAUUGGGGAAAGUGGGUGUCCGAAAUCCGCGAGCCUCGCAAGAAGUCGCGGAUUUGGCUCGGCACUUUCCCCACAGCCGAAAUGGCAGCCAGAGCCCACGACGCUGCAGCUCUCUGCGUUAAAGGAAAAUCCGCCAUUCUCAAUUUCCCUCACCUCGCAGAUUCUCUUCCUAAACCCGCUUCUUUAGCCCCGCGCGACGUUCAGGCCGCGGCGGCUAAAGCAGCUCAAAUGACCAACAAUUUGGAAUCACCAUCAUCUUCUUUUUCACACUCGUCAUCGUUGUCGUCAUCUUCGCUGACGCUGACAACGAUGUCAUCGUCAUCAUCGACAAGUCUGCUGAUGAAGACAGCAACAAAACUGUCUUCAUCAGCAGACUUAUCAACAACCUCUGACGAACUCAGCGAGAUAAUCGAGCUACCUACUCUAGAAAACGGUUAUGAUGAUGUUACAAAAGAAGAGUUUCUCUUUGUUGACUCACAAUCACAAGACUUUACAUGGAUGUAUCAACAACCAAUAACAUGGCUACAAACACCACAAGAAAACGGUUGUUGUGGUGAUGCUGAUUAUAAUGAUGAAUUUGGUAACAAUAAUGGUGUUGUAACUAAUUUCGAGAGUUUUCUCUGGAACUACUAG